GGCUCCAUAUUAAAGCGUUGCUUUGAGCCAAACCACUUAUAUUUCAACAGUAGCAGUUUACUUAGUUUUAAAUGAAGUUGUACAGAUAUAAUAUAAUAAUUUUACUCACAUCUUAACGAUGAAGUUAACGGACAUUAAAAAGUUAAAAGUGACGGAACUGCGGUCCAGACUUAAAGAAGCUGGUUUGGACACUCGAGGGCUGAAGUCGGAGCUGGUGGAUCGACUGUGGUCUGUGUUCAAAUCAGGAGAAGAAUCUGAGGCGAAGCUCCAAGAUGACAGCUCAUCGGCAGCUUCGGCAGCGACGGAGACCGUGCAGCUCCGUCCUCCUCCGUCACCACCGACACGAGCUGGUCUCACUGAGCCGUGUAAAGAAGUCUGCACCAGAGAGUUCACCGACACUGCCACACAGACUGAACCCGGUGUAACAACAGCAGAACCAGGCUUUGGGUCAAUGCCAGAGUCAGUGAGGGGCACCGAGGGUGAGGAUCCAGGAGGGGAUGGGAGAACCCUCCCGUCAGAGGAUCUGGGCCGAGGAAGGGCUUUCUACGAGUUCAAAGAGGAGAUAAGAUACAAAAGAGCCAAGCUAACACAACCUGUGCAUCAGAGAGAAGAGCCAGAGGAGGAAGAUACAGAUAAAGUCAGAUUGGAUCCAUAUAAUAGUCACCUUCACUUUGAGGUGAGUCCUGAUGGUUCCUGUGGGCAGCCACGGUUUUGGGCUCAAUUCCCAUCAUUGUGGUCUGGCUGCAGGCUAAGCCACGGGCUGCUCCAGGGCAGGGUGGGCUUUGAGAUGAGGUUGGAGAGGAAGUUACCUACACAGCUGAAAGAAGAGACCUACGGUGUGAGAGUAGGCUGGUCAGUGAGUGACUCCUCUUUUCUGCUGGGAGAGGAUGAUCUGUCUUUUGCUUAUGAUGGACGUGGUAAUAUAGUAGCAGGUGGGAAGGAAGAAGAUUUUGGAGAAGCUUUCAUUGAAGGCGAUAUCAUUGGCUGUUAUGCUUCUUUCUCCACAGAUGGUGCCGUUCAGCUAUCUUUCCAUAAAAAUGGCCGCUUCCUUGGUGUGGCCUUUUCACUGGCUGCCACAGUGUUGCAAGGUCGUCCUCUGUUUCCUCAUGUCGUCUGUAAGAGCUGUUCAGUCAGAUUCCAUUUGGACCCCACAGCUCCCCCCUGGUACCCCUGCCCUCCUGGGUUCACACUGCUGCCAGCACUCCCUGCUAGGCAACGGGUUCGUGCCACAUCGGUUUCUUUUUCUACAGCACAGUGCGAGGUGUUGUUGUUGGUGGGUCUUCCUGGUUCUGGGAAGAGCCACUGGUCCAAGAAUCACAUGAAGCAGCAUCCAGAGAAACAGUACAAGCUGUUAGGCACAGAGGAGCUGCUCACUUGCAUGAUUAGCGGUGGACAGAGAGACAUCAAGCUGCGACAGGCUGCUCAGUGUUUAACUCAUUUAAUUAAGUUGGCUGCACAGACUCCUGGAAACUACAUCCUUGAUCAGUGCAACACCCUCUUUUCUGCACGGCGUUACAAGCUGCAGUUGUUCACAGGCUUCAGGCAGCAGGUUGUGGUGGUCUUUCCUUCAGCAGAUGAGUGGAAGAGGCGACUAGCGCAGCACCAGACGGGAAAUGGAGAGCAGAUCCCGGAAACUGCAAUCCUCAAACUCCAAUUAAGCUGCAGCCUUCCUGAGCAGCAGAGCGACCUGCUGGAGAAGCUGCAGUAUGUGGAAUUGCCUCAGGAACAGGCCCAGAAGCUCCUGCAGGAAUAUAAGGAUGAGGCUCGCAGACUGCUGCCUCCCUUCCCCAAACAAGAGAAGAAACCCCGACUCCACAAGAAGAGACCCCACCCCUUUUACCCCCAAUCUUCACACAGGAUCCAGUGGAGUGGUACAAAUGCAUGGAAUGACUCAAGAGCCACCAUACAGCCGUGGAACCAGCAGCCCAGAUAUUGGGACCAGGGCUACUACUACAACAGAGGCCUUGGGUACAGCAGCUACGACGGCUACUGGUGAAGAAAUCUGGAGCAAAAAGAAAGUGAUGCCGCUGCAUGAUAUGCAAUCACAAGGACAAUGCUUUCUAAUGCUUUUUAAUUAUUUUAAUGUAUUAUGUUACACUGCCUGUUUUGACACAUCAAACAUAGACUGUGUUGUAGUAUUUUAAUAAGAAAAAUACAGUAUUUGACACACGAGAAAAUAAAUUCCUGAACUUUA
Betta splendens (Siamese fighting fish) is the source of this 2194-nucleotide messenger RNA. Its product is annotated as heterogeneous nuclear ribonucleoprotein U-like protein 2. Lineage: Eukaryota; Metazoa; Chordata; Actinopteri; Anabantiformes; Osphronemidae. The transcript is spliced from 11 exons. Gene Ontology annotation, molecular function: protein binding. The record is from RefSeq and is a predicted model, not a curated record. Gene Ontology annotation, cellular component: membrane. The coding region runs from base 119 to 1996 and encodes 625 amino acids.